Aureobasidium subglaciale EXF-2481 is the source of this 2099-nucleotide messenger RNA. RefSeq lists its product as uncharacterized. Gene Ontology annotation, biological process: transmembrane transport; carbohydrate transport. The transcript has 6 exons. Bases 289 to 1956 code for a protein of 555 amino acids. Gene Ontology annotation, cellular component: membrane. Gene Ontology annotation, molecular function: carbohydrate:proton symporter activity. NCBI's taxonomy places the organism in Eukaryota, Fungi, Ascomycota, Dothideomycetes, Dothideales, Saccotheciaceae. The record is from RefSeq and is a predicted model, not a curated record.
ACCUUUUGGUGCUCUCCGACGGCCGUUGCUGUUUCCCUAGACUGAGAAGGCACGGUCGGGUUUUGCAUCUCGUGGGGAGCAAGAGAGCGGAGAAUAUGGGUUGCCAAGUUGAUGUUCAAACUUUCAAUGUUGCACUGUGGGUACCUCUUACCAUGCUUGCGAUGGGUACCGGUUGCCAUAUAUUCCGACUUGCUGCACCCUACUUUUCUCCGCUGAUCUCAUCUCCUCCUUCUUCUGCCACUCCAAUUGACAUUUCAACGAACUGAGCGAACAUAUAUCUCGCCCAGCAUGUUUGGCAAGAAGUACUAUGGCCUCACAGGCACCAAGCUGAAUAUCGCGGUCGGUGUCAUUGCCGGUCUCGAUUUCUUGCUGUUUGGUUAUGAUCAAGGUGUCAUGGGCGGCCUGCUUACGCUCAAGUCCUUUGUCAAUACCUUCCCCGAAAUCGAUGUCGAAAAUCCUCCUAUGGGCAUCUCUAGAGCAUACACUUCGACGGUUCAAGGUAUCUCGAUCGCUUGUUACAACCUGGGAUGUUUUGUCGGAGCCCUUGCUACGAUCUGGAUCGGUGACUGGCUUGGACGUCGUAAGACUAUCUUCUUGGGUUCUGCCAUCAUGGUCAUCGGUGCCACAUUACAAACUUCUGCUUUCUCUCUCGGCCACUUAAUCGCCGGUAGAAUCAUCACAGGACUUGGUAACGGCAUGAACACGUCAACGGUUCCUUCCUGGCAAAGCGAGUGUUCCAAAUCACACCGUCGCGGUCAGAUGGUCAUGAUCGAGGGUGCUUUGAUUACCGGCGGUGUUAUGCUUUCCUAUUGGAUCGACUUCGGGUUCUCUUUCCUCGAGCCAUCGACAAUCUCGUGGAGAUUCCCCAUUGCUCUGCAGAUUCUAUUUGCUUUGAUUAUUCUGGUCUUUGUCAUGGGUCUUCCAGAGUCACCCAGAUGGCUUGUCAUGAAGGGCAAGGAAGAUGAGGCUAUGAAUGUUCUCUGCGCGUUGAACGACAGGACCCCCGAUGAUACCUACAUUAUCGCCGAAUUUACCGCGAUCAAAGACUCUGCGAUGGUCAUGCAACAAGGAGGCUUCAGGGAUCUCUUCACUAUGGAUGAAGACCGCAACUUCCACCGUGUCGUCCUCGCCUACGUCAAUCAAAUGUUUCAGCAGAUCAGCGGAAUCAACCUCAUUACAUAUUAUGCUGCCAACAUCUAUGAGACUAGCAUUGGUCUUUCGCCUUUCCUCUCGCGCAUUUUAGCUGCCGCCAACGGUACCGAGUAUUUCGCCGCUUCUUGGAUCGCUGUCUUCACUAUUGAGAAGUUUGGACGUCGUCAACUCAUGUUAUUCGGUGCUGCAGGUCAGGCUGCUUCUAUGGCUAUUCUUGCUGGAACCACUUCUAGAACAUCGAGCGGUCUCGGUAUCACUGCUGCCGUAUUCCUGUUCGUCUUCAACACCUUCUUCGCCAUCGGUUGGCUUGGUAUGACUUGGUUGUAUCCGGCCGAGAUCGUCCCUCUUCGCAUUCGCGCCCCUGCCAAUGCUCUGGCUACCUCUGCUAACUGGAUCUUCAACUUUAUGGUCGUCAUGAUUACCCCAGUUGCCUUCCAAACCAUCGGCUACCAAACCUACAUCAUUUUCGCGGUCAUCAACGCCUUUAUCGUUCCCUGCGUCUACUUCUUCUACCCUGAAACACGCCUCCGCUCCCUCGAAGAAAUGGACGAAAUCUUCCACAAGACCACCUCCAUCUUCAACGUGGUCAAAGUCGCCCGCGAAACCCCCAACCGCUACGGCAAAAAGGGAGAAUUACUCAUCAACUACAUGGACACCGAAGCCGCUGCCGGUGCUCGUCGCAGAAGCUCGCUGGUCGAGCCAAAGUACGGCAAGACUGGUGGUAAGAAUGAUGGUGAACAGAUUGAGAGACUGGAGCAUGGAUAUGGAUCUAGUUCUGGUGGAUCGCAGAAUGAGAAGGUUUAGAUGUGGGUAUCCAUGAUGGGUCAUGGAUUUUGGGGACGAUGAUGUUUUUUUUCUCCUUUUCUUAUGUUUAGAUACCACUUUCUGAGGUCCUGGCAAUUGGCGAGCUAGAUUCGCUGUCGGGACAAUGUUACUUUUUUACCUUG